UUGCUUGGUAGAAAGGUAAGGUGCAGGCAGGCUUCUGAAGUCCCGGAGCUAAUACUUGUGAUCUGCCUUGAUAUCCAGUCUGCUCAUCACUCCCUGAAAGUGCAAAUCCUCCAGAAUCCAAGGUACUUGAAGACAAGGGUCACCUCAAAAGACAGACAGGGAGAGGAUGCUUUUUGACUUUUGAACACAUCUGUUGGAGGGACUUUUCCUGAAUUUAAGAGCUGUGCCGGAGGUCGUCUCCAUGGACCCCCCAGUGUACAUUUUUCGAGAGGAGCCAGGCUCCACCUGCUCCCCGGGACCAUGCUCACUUCCGAGCAGUAACAGCAAUAGUUGGCUUGUGGACUGGGCAGGACAUGGUAACAGUGGCAGUGGCAUGUAUGAAGACUCACAGCAGAACCACACCAACAUCUCCCCAGCUAUUCCCAUAAUCAUCACCGCAGUCUACUCCAUGGUCUUUGUGGUUGGCUUGGUUGGCAACUCACUGGUCAUGUUUGUCAUCAUAAGGUACACAAAGAUGAAGACAGCAACCAACAUCUAUAUUUUUAACCUGGCUCUGGCAGAUGCCCUGGUCACCACAACCAUGCCUUUCCAAAGCACUGAGUAUUUAAUGAACUCCUGGCCAUUCGGGGAUGUGUUGUGUAAAAUAGUUAUUUCAAUCGACUACUAUAACAUGUUUACCAGCAUAUUUACACUGACCAUGAUGAGUGUUGACCGAUACAUUGCUGUGUGCCACCCUGUCAAGGCGCUGGACUUCCGUACUCCACUGAAGGCAAAGGUCAUCAAUAUAUGUAUCUGGCUCUUAUCUUCAUCCGUUGGUAUAUCUGCCAUAGUCCUUGGAGGCACCAAGGUCAGGGAAGAUGCAGGCAGCACUGAGUGUUCUUUGCAGUUUCCAGAUGAUGACUAUGUCUGGUGGGACACCUUUAUGAAAAUCUGUGUCUUUGUCUUUGCAUUUAUUAUUCCAGUGCUAAUUAUAGUUGUUUGCUAUACUUUGAUGAUUCUGCGCUUGAAGAGUGUGAGACUUCUUUCUGGAUCACGAGAAAAAGAUCGAAACCUCCGCCGUAUCACCAGACUGGUCCUUGUUGUGGUAGCAGUGUUCAUUAUUUGCUGGACUCCAAUCCAUAUUUUUGUUUUAGUUGAGGCCCUCGGGGAUGUGCCCCACAGUACUGCAGCCGUUUCCAGCUAUUAUUUCUGCAUUGCUUUGGGUUACACCAACAGCAGUCUAAAUCCCAUCCUGUAUGCUUUUCUGGAUGAAAACUUCAAGCGGUGUUUCAAAGAUUUCUGCUUUCCUUUCAAGAUAAAGAGAGAUAGGCAAAGCACCUCUAGAGUCAGAAACACCUUUCAAGACCCUGCUUAUACAGGGGAAGCUGAUGGGACUAACAAGCCAGUAUGACUAGUUGUGGAAAUGUCAUCUUACUGUCCUCCAGGACGAGAGGAAUCCAAUGAUGUAGGACUAACACAGAUAACCACAGCUGUGUGAAAUGGACCAUUAGAUCUAUUGGGUACUAUGUAUGAAUUCCAUAGUCUGAACUAAAAUCUGACGAUGGCUGAUAGCAAAGGUUUCCUGGGUGAUGCUCACUGGUGAUCAAUUUUUGGAUCCUAUUAACAACAGUUCUCUGUACAUAGCAAAACAUCCAUCUUUGGCAAAAGAUGAAAAAGCUCUUCACAAUGCUGAUGUCUUUGUGGCAAAGAGAAUUUGUCUUUCUGCUGUGACUUAGAUUCCAUAUGAAAGCUAAAAUGUGGCUUUUACUUAUUGCAAAAAAAUUAAAGAGGAAAGAUCUUACUUUGCUGUUUAUAGUGUUAUAAUGAACAGUGCCAAUUUUGAACCUAUAGUACCUGCCACAACUGCAAAAUCAACAUUUACAUCCAUUGCAUGAAAAGUGUAUUGCCAGACAUUAUAUGGCUAUGAAUCAUGUAGUGAAUUAUGGAAUCUAGUCUUCUGCUGCAGAAAUCCGGGAGCUUCUUUAGGAUCCUGAGGGUGGAUUCACUUGACCAAAUAAUUAAUGCAUUUAUUAUUUGAAAGGCAGAUAAAUUGGAACAUCCAUUAUGUGGACGCACGUUCACUCUGUUCAAGUAACAGCCAUUAAUACCAAGGGAACCAUAUAUAUGAAAAGCUGGUCAUAUAGUUAGUGCAUGGUUGGAUUGUGUGGAUAUUAUUUAUUUAUACAAUUUAAACUUCUGUGUUCUCCCCAUAGUGGAAGCCCAAAGUAUUAAAAGGAAUAUAAUUUUUCUCACA
Molecule: messenger RNA, 2233 nt
Organism: Hemicordylus capensis (graceful crag lizard)
Lineage: Eukaryota; Metazoa; Chordata; Lepidosauria; Squamata; Cordylidae
Gene: OPRK1
Product: opioid receptor kappa 1
Exons: 4
Coding region: 242-1390 (382 amino acids)
Biological process (GO): G protein-coupled opioid receptor signaling pathway; sensory perception of pain; neuropeptide signaling pathway
Cellular component (GO): membrane; neuron projection
Molecular function (GO): neuropeptide binding; dynorphin receptor activity
Source: RefSeq, a predicted model, not a curated record